CCCAAAUUUGCCAUUAUUUUAAUUUGUGUAUGACUAAAGCAAGUCUAUUGUUUUCAAGGUGGUUAUGCUGCCUCAUCAAAUUCCUUCUUCUUGUACCCUCUGUGGUGUUGCCCUGUGUCAGGCAUGGUUCACAUGUAUUAUGUAAGACAAUGUGGGGGGCAACAGCCUGGCCUGGAGUGAUGGGUUGUUUGUGCGCGGGUGCGGCAUUCCUUUCCUUGCUCUGGUGUAGAGUACAUCACUCUCCUUGCUCUGGACUGGAAUCACCGCUGUUACACUUUCAUUAUUUUGUAAACCCAUCAUUUUCCUGGCACAGGUUCUCCUGCCGUUUGUCAUUUUGGACGAGGACGAGACCUAGCUGUGCAUUACUACUACUUCUACCACUUCGGGAGCUGAGUGACGAUUUUCUGUUCCGCUUUCCUCCAUAUCACCUUUUCAUCUCAUCACACCCCUGGCCGUCCCCUGACGAGUUGCGUCCUUCCGGAAGUUGCAGUCGCUAGUUUCCCGCCUGUUGCAGUCCUUUGACGUCCCCGGAUCUCCCCUUCUUCUCUGAUGUUUUAAUUCUCGUUCCGUGAACUUUGUUCUUUUCGUGAACUUUGUACUCGCGCGUUCGUGGACGUGACUGGAUUCGAAUCGUUGGUCGUCGCUGGAUCUGGACAAGACCAUGGGAGACGCAACUGCGAACAGCUUAUCCUUUUCUUGCAUUGUAUAAAUUGUUGUAAUCUGUGCAUUUUCAUUUGUUGUUUACAUUAUCUACUUUCUUUGCUUUUAUUUUGUUUUGACUUCAAGUUGAAGAGUGUUUGAGUGAUUUGAAUUAAAAGCCCUUUUUAAUUCGAACUGUAAAUACACCUAUUUCUGUACAUUUUUAUUUCUUUGAUUAUUUUGUCGACUGAACCGGUUGGAUUUAUAUCAUUGGGGUUUUCCUAACUGGAAUAGACCCCGCGACAAAAUUGGAGGCACCACCCGGAUUUAGGUUAUAUUGCUAAUCAAAUUUAUUAGCAACCACAGUUCACAAUUGCUCAUACACUCUAUUUUUUGCCGUUGUAUUACAUUUUGUUUUGUAUUGAGUUUGUAAGAAUAGUUCUAUUUUCUUUUGGCUGUAAUUUUGUUGAACCAUGUCUGACACAGAAUUUAAAGAUGCUUUAGAGGAUUUCUUAAAAGCCCAUGGUAAGACAACGGAAGAUUUGCCAAGUACUCCGUCUAAACCCACUACAUCAGACCAGCCUGUGCCCAAAGCGGUGGGAGAAGCGGUGGUGAAGCAUGUUGUAUCUUCAUCAUCGACACACCGGCGGCGGCUUCGACUGUUUUCUGGCAAAACCCCAGUACCAUCAGGCGAGUUCGACUAUGAAAGCUGGAAGAGGCCAGCACGCCAGCUGGUCGAGGACUCGAACAUCUCUUCGUCAGAGAAGCUCAGCAGGGUAAUCGAGUCACUUCUCCCACCGGCGAGCAACAUCGUGUGGGCACUGGGGAAGGAGGCCACAGCCGAAGAAUGCUUGGACGGGCUCGAGAAAGCCUAUGGUGUAACCGCUGACGGCGACGAACUGUACUUGCGAUUUAGCGAAUGCUUCCAGCGACCAGUAGAGGCAGCUUCCGAGUACCUCGUACGACUGCAGGAGCUGUUGACUCGGGUGCAGGAUACUGGUGGCGUAAACCCCGACCGGGUCGACAAUGUCCGCAUUCAGCAAUUCACCAGGGGCUGCCUUUACCAUGAACCACUGCUGAUGAAGCUUGACCUGAAGAAGCGCCCAACUCCUCCCAAUUUCGUUUCUCUUCUGCAAGAGGUACGGCUUGAGGAGCAGAGAGAACGAGAGAAGGAGGAAAGAAGGGUUGGAGAGCAGAAGGUGGCUACAAAGCGAGUAGCUGUUGCAGCGGAGGCCUCGCCCAUCCCGAUGGAUGAUGUGAAGCAGCUUCAAGAAGCUGUAGCUCUUCUUCAGCAGCAGUUGGCUGCAGUUCAGACCGCGGAUCAUCACCACGGGAUCCCUGCCAACCCGGGCCAACAGAAGUCUAGCUGGUCACGCCCGCAUCCACACAACCGUCAAGUGCAGAAGCCAAGAGCCAGACAUCCACUGAUCUGCUUCAAUUGUGGACAGCAGGGGCAUCGUCUGACGGAGUGCGCAAAUGAAACCAACGCACCACUAGUUCAACAGCAGAUGGCCUCGAGGUGUAAGCCUGCUUCCACUUCGGGAAACGAAGGUGGCCGCCAGUAGCGGGACGACCUGCGGCCAAG
Patiria miniata (bat star) is the source of this 2224-nucleotide messenger RNA. RefSeq names its product paraneoplastic antigen Ma3 homolog. The record is from RefSeq and is a predicted model, not a curated record. The transcript is spliced from 2 exons. Lineage: Eukaryota; Metazoa; Echinodermata; Asteroidea; Valvatida; Asterinidae. Gene Ontology annotation, molecular function: zinc ion binding; nucleic acid binding. The coding region runs from base 1113 to 2204 and encodes 363 amino acids.